CUUGGAGGCAGCAGGAGAAAUGAUGGAAGUUUGAUCCUGUAAGCAGUGAACUUGUUCAUUUAAAACGUAGCAUGAUCGGCAGAACGGAGAGAGUGCAACUUUAAGGAAAAUAAGCAAGAGAUAUGGUGGACAAAAUACACAGGGUUGACUUUUCCAAGAAACAUUUUGGGACGACAGCAAGUGGUUUCUGUGGUGAUCUAUUGGAUGCAGAGGAGCAAGAUGAGCAGGCUGAGCAGCGCUCUUGUCUUAUUUGCGGAGACCGCGCCACAGGACUGCACUAUGGCAUUAUUUCCUGCGAGGGCUGCAAGGGCUUCUUCAAGCGCAGUAUCUGCAACAAGCGCAUCUACCGCUGCAGCCGCGACAAGAACUGCGAGAUGUCACGCAAACAGCGCAACCGCUGCCAGUACUGCAGGCUGCUCAAGUGCCUGCAGAUGGGAAUGAACCGCAAAGCGAUCAGAGAAGAUGGCAUGCCGGGAGGCAGGAACAAAAGCAUCGGUCCUGUACAGAUUUCAGAUGAGGAGAUUGAACGGAUUAUGUCCGGACAGGAGUUUAAGGAUGAUGCCAACAUGCCGGAACACACUUGGGCAAACAACGGUGACAGUGACCACAGUUCCCCUGGCAACGGCGUUUCCGAUGGGAAUCAGCCAUCUCCUGUAUCCACACUUUCAUCCAAUCGUUCUGUGGAGCUGAAUGGCUACACCACUGCUUUGAGGGAACAGUACAUUGGCAACGCAAUGGGCCAGCACUACCAGUUCCUGCCUCACUUGUUUGGAUACGCCACCCAGCCACGGAGUCUGUACCCCCAGAGUCAUACCCUCAUCAGCCAGCUGGUGGCAGCAGAGGAACUGGCCCCACUGGGCACACCCAUGCUCAUUGAGGACGGGUAUCGGGUCACUCAGGUGGAGCUGUUUGCGCUAUUGUGUCGGCUGGCGGAUGAACUUCUCUUCAGACAGAUCUCCUGGAUCAAGAAGCUUCCUUUCUUCUGCGAGCUGUCCAUCGAGGACUACACGCGGCUCCUGAGCGCCACCUGGCAGGAGCUCAUCCUGCUGGCCUGCCUGACGGUCUACAGCGCCCAGGUGCUGGGCGACCUCGCCAGUGUCACUGACAAAUACACCCCGUCAGAAGACGAGCUGCAGAGUUUCAGUGAGGAUGGGAUGGAGGUGAUGGAGAAGCUGAUCUAUCUGUUCCGUAAGUUCCAUCAGAUGAAGGUCAGCAAUGAGGAAUAUGCCUGCAUGAAGGCCAUCAAUUUCCUUAACCAGGAUAUCCGCGGUCUGACCAAUGUGACCCAGUUGGAGCAGUUGAACAAACGUUAUUGGUACGUUUGUCAGGAUUACACUGAGUACAAGUACCCUCACCAGCCCAAACGCUUUCCCGAGAUCAUGAUGUGUCUGCCAGAAAUCCGCUGCAUUGCAGGGAAGUUGGUCAACAUCCCUUUGGAGCAGCUCCCCCUGCUGUUUAAGGCAGUAUUGCACUCCUGUAAGUCAAGUCUGAACAACUACAGGACAGGCUCCUCCCCCUGUGUGACAAAGGGUACCGCCCCUGCCAACUAGCUCCGCCUCCCUUGAAAACACCCUCCCCAUCUAUUGCACGGGGGCAGGGUGUUAUUCGGGGGUGGGACUCCCGGUACCCUCCUCUUUCUCCUCUCAUGAAUGUGACAAGAAACUAUUUUACGCAUUUUGUUUAGAUUAGUGUUGUUUUUUCUCUCUAUUUAUUACCAGACAGAGCUGAAUGUAUGUUGAUCCACACUGUGCACAUGCUCCUUUUCAAAUGAAAGUGCACAAAAAGCGCAGUGGAAUUCACACGCUUCAGUCCAACUGCGAUAUGUGACGUGGAACCACUGAUCGGAUUAGAUCUACUGCAUGGUUUUAUUUUAUACUUCUGUUCACUUUCUGCUGAUAGGGACAGAUAUGUAUGAAAGGAAUUGUUUUAUUGAAAGACUACCUCAAGAAGAAAGCAUUUCACGUGCUCCCUCUUUGUUUUGUGGCCAUUAACGUCGACACUAUAUCUUGAGUUUGAGAACGUCUUGUCAUUUCUUACGCAUUUGCGGUGAGCUGCAUUUCUCAAACACACGCUUGGUAGUCACGUAACCUCUUAACACACGGGUUUUUAUCUUACCAUACAAGGCCGGGAUGGAGAGCGUGAUUGUUUACACAAAAUAGAGGUGUACGGGUAUGUUUCACAAUCAUAGGCUGGGGACAAAACGACAACAGAAUGUGUCUGUUAAUAUUGAUUUUGUUAUUGAUUUUUUUUUUUGACCAAAGUGUUAUGCAAAUUUGGAGGGAAGUUAUCCCUGCUCUGCUCACCCUUGUUAAAAACACUUCUACGGAGAAUAGCCAUUUCGGUCAUCAAACUACACACUCCACACGGUUUGCAAUCAUUCUGGCAGUGAAAUGUGGUCUACUGGC
This is a messenger RNA of Carassius carassius (crucian carp), 2405 nucleotides long. Its product is annotated as nuclear receptor subfamily 6 group A member 1-A-like. Bases 123 to 1550 code for a protein of 475 amino acids. The transcript is spliced from 10 exons. Lineage: Eukaryota; Metazoa; Chordata; Actinopteri; Cypriniformes; Cyprinidae. The record is from RefSeq and is a predicted model, not a curated record. Gene Ontology annotation, biological process: regulation of DNA-templated transcription. Gene Ontology annotation, molecular function: zinc ion binding; sequence-specific DNA binding; DNA-binding transcription factor activity.